AGAUUUACAAGUGACAAGUGAAUAGCAAUAAAAUAUAUAUGCUCGCGUGAAUUCCGAUGGAUCCCGAAGGCGGGAGUUUGGUGCGCAGAUCACGCGCCGAUCAAUGCCAGAAGCGACGUCGAGGAUGCGCGGUUGCGACAUCGCCGGCGCCUGCACCGUAUAAAACGUACUCACGGACCCGCAAUCAGUACGAGUCCUGUUCUAACAGUACACCACAACCAACCCAACUAUCAAAAUGAUGAAGUUUAUCGUAGUCCUCGCCGCGCUUGUCGCCAUCUCCGCCGCUAAGCCAGCCUUAGUCAGCGCUCCCUUAGUCGCCGCCGCCCCUGCCGCUGUAGUCACUGCCUCCAGCUCGCAGUACUACCACCGCAUCAACAGUGGACUCGCCGCCUACGUAGCAGCUCCUGCCGCCUACGCCGCAGCCCCUGUCGUAGCUGCCCCCUAUGCCGCACCCUACGUAGCAGCACCCUACGUCUCUGCUCCCUACGUCGUAUUGCUGUUGUCGGUGUGUGGCUUGGUGAAGAGCUCAGGAGUGCAUGACGGUGCUUUUGGACAAUUAGCGCCGGUGGCAGUUGCAGGACCUGAAGCUCCUGUGGUCAAUGCUCCGGUGGUCACGGCUGCCAGCUCGCAGUACUUCCAGAGGACCUUCAACCGCCUGGUAGUACCACCAGUGGUAGCUCCCGUUGCACCUCCCCCUUUACAACCAGUGUUCCAUGUGGGCCCUCCCCCAACGGUAUUUGUUGAACCGACCCGAGCAGUCCCAGUUGCAGUAAACCCUCCACCACCUACUCAAGCAGCCCCAAUACAACCAAAUGUGGCUAUAGCUGUAGCCACAGCGCAUGCUGCCGCACCCGUUGCCACCAUUUUAUUGCCGCCGUACCCAUUCGGUUUUCCUCCCAACUUUGGAUUUAUACCUUCGGAACAACCUACAAAUGUACCUGAUGAAAAUACCAGAGAACCAACAACUCAAUCGACGACGCAAACUGAGACUGAGGCUACUACUACUACUAAUCAAGAACCUGAACCUACCACGCCUAUACCAUCAGGUAGUGAUAACAACUUUGUUCAAGCGUUGCCUUCCAACGAAAACAUCAAUUUCAAACAAUAUGGAGCACCGGCACCACCGAAUGGACCACAAUUCCAGCCUAAUCAACCUCGGCCACAAUUUCAACCACAGCAACCACAUCCGCAAAUUCAACCAAACCAGCGUCCACAGUUCCAGCCUCAGCAACCACGUCCGCAAAUUCAACCACUGCAACCUCUGCCUCAAUUCCCAUUACAGCAGGCGACAAAUCAAUUCCCUAAUCAACAAUCUCAGCCUCAAUACCCACCUCUACAACCACAACCGCAGUUUCCACUACAGCAGCCUCGUCCCCAGUACCAGCCACAAGCGCGGCCUCAGAACCAGCGCCCAGUGUACCAGGCACCUCAACAGCCGUGGCCGCAGCAGAAAGCCAGACCACAGAAAUUGAAAACUUCAGUGGAAGUGGUUCCUGUGCCAUUAGCGUAUAUUACUCCACCACCUCUACAGAAACCUCACGCACAUGCAACUCACGCUCAUAUAAAAGUCGUGAAACAUAUUUAUUCCUUUGUGCCGGCAAGCAGUGCGAAGAUCAUCUUACGCCCCAUAAAAAUACGACCGGCGCGAUUAGUAAAGGUGAAAAAAGUACAUCCUCAGAAUUUAAGAGCUAAUGCUAGAGACAUUGAAGUCACUACAUACAGCCCGUUUCCUCGACCCAACACUAAGCCACCUAAAUUACUUCGCUACCGUAUAAAAGGUAUUGUCACCAAACUUCAGACAUCACACUCACAUCUUCUGUUCAACAGACGAACAACAAACAUUAACAAAAUGUUCAAAAUUGUAUUCUUCGUUGCUACCCUAGCCCUGGCGGCCGCCAAGCCUAGCGCAGUAGUAGCCGCUCCCCUGGUUGCGGCCGCAGCCCCUCUGGUUGCCGCUCCAGCCCCCUUCGUGACCGCCACCAGCUCACAGUACGUCGCCAGGAAUCACAAUGGACUAUACGCUGCUGCUGCUCCGCUGGUCGCUGCCCCAGCUCCUUACGUUGCCUCUCCAUACAUCGCCCCUGCGGCUAAGAUAGUUGCUCCUGCCGCAGCUCCCUUAGUCGCCGCUCCUGCCCCAGUGCUGCCCGCCUAUGCCCGGUACGCUGCUCCUUACUACGCGGCGUCACCUUACUUCGCCCCAUCCGCUCCCCUCAUCGCCUACUAGUAAACAAUGACUGAUAUUUAGCCCAUUUUUAUACCGAAGAAUACAUAAUUACAACCUA
Trichoplusia ni (cabbage looper) is the source of this 2282-nucleotide messenger RNA. RefSeq names its product calphotin-like (gene CPH22). The transcript has 5 exons. The coding region runs from base 236 to 2224 and encodes 662 amino acids. NCBI's taxonomy places the organism in Eukaryota, Metazoa, Arthropoda, Insecta, Lepidoptera, Noctuidae. The record is from RefSeq and is a predicted model, not a curated record.